This is a messenger RNA of Microdochium trichocladiopsis, 1305 nucleotides long. RefSeq lists its product as uncharacterized. The record is from RefSeq and is a predicted model, not a curated record. The transcript has a single exon. NCBI's taxonomy places the organism in Eukaryota, Fungi, Ascomycota, Sordariomycetes, Xylariales, Microdochiaceae. The coding region runs from base 1 to 1305 and encodes 434 amino acids.
AUGAAGAUCGCGGCCGGAUCUGCUGCUCUCUGGCUUGCGGUCGCUGCCUCGCGCAUCGCGGCCAGCCCGGCGGGCCACAACCACCAUGGCCUACUGACGAGGAAGCACCACAAGUGCGGCAGCCCUCCUGCUGCGACGACCAGCUCGACUCUGUCGAAUUCCAGCAGCGGGUCAAGCAUUGCCAGCUCAAGCACCGGCCUACACAGCUCAAUAGCAACAUCCGGCAGCACAACGUCGAGCAGUCUGUCGUCGGAGACAACAAGCUCCAGCACCGUUAUCGCACCAGCUGGGACGACAUGCACAGCCUUGACGACAGUCACCGAGACAUACACGGUGGUUUACGUGUCGACAAUCACGCCAGACCCAAUCACGACAUCGACGACCGAGUUUGAGACCACGACGAUUACUCUCGUCACGCGCGAGACGCUGACAUUCAGCACGACCUCGACAGACCUCCUCACGGAGACUGACACGACCACGUCGACGAGCACUGCAACAGCGACGUCAACGAUCACAGCCACGGCGACGUCAGCGAUGGUGACAGCACCAGCUCCGGCGGGUCUCAUCCCCAUCAAGUCACAAUAUCCCGACACAGCCCCUGGACGGCGGAGAUCAGCAGACUUCGAGGCUUUGACGAGAGUGCCGAAGCUCUUUGUACUUCCUGCGCGGAACAACAAUGGCAUACACACCUCGAUGACGUACCACGAAACAAUCCCGUGCACGUCCACCAGCAUCUCCACCGUCGUAGUGUCCACGACGAUAACCUCGACCACCUCGACCACCCUCGCCGUGGAAACUCUCGUGUCGACCACGACAAGCACAAUCACAACAGAGACCACGUCACUCGACACGCCCGCGAGCACCACGCUCAGCUAUUCGUCCACAUCGACCCUCACCACCACCACGACUAUAAUUACCCUCACCACAACCACAGUAACCACAACCUCGACGACCACAGUGCCCAACCCAACGCCCACCUUCUAUGCGGGCUGCGGGCCGGCUUACAUCCUCGCCGACAUCAACGGGCGGUACGUGAGCAAGCUCGACUGGGGCAGUGCCGGUACUUUUACGCUGCAAGGGCCGCGGACGCCAUACGAGUGCUGCGUGGCGUGCAUCACGCAGGCAAACGCCACCUGUGCCGGCACGGCGUGGACAAACAACCAGUGCAAGGCGGCCCGGAUCCGUGGCGGGACGUGCGCGCCCGAGCAGCCCGCGGCGGUGUUUGGGGUGUUCCAGGGCUCGGUGAAUAUCAACAGCAAGUGGGCUGUGAGCAACGGGCUGUGCGGGAACUGGGUGAGGACGUAG